GUCUCAAAGAACAUUUCUGGCGCUGCGAACAGGAUCAAAUUCGUACAGAAACACAAGUUUUCCUGGUCAACUUUAGUUGUUAAACGAGACGAUCCAUCGAACCAAGGCGAGAAAAACGUAGUAUGCAGAAGACAUCACCAGUGAUCAUCCUCUUGACGACCCUAUCCCUGGGACAUCCGCUCAAGAUACAAGAAAUCCCCAAUAACGGCUAUUAUGCAGAAGACAUAGGCAAAUCAAACGAGAUAAAUCAUUAUCAUAGACAUAUUUUACAAAUCAAUUUAGAGAAAUUAACUGAUACUUUAGAAACGAACCCUAAUGACCUUUUCGAUUCACCUUUAGAAAAUGGACCUUUAGCCCCUUUGAAAUUUCAAUAUAAUUACCUUUUAAACGAAGCAAAAGAUAAUCUUCAUAAAAUCACCCGUAAACAUAAAAGAGGGUUGUUCAACUGUACGAAAUCUGCACCAGCUUAGCUGAACACAUCAUCUGUACGAAACCUAUAAGAUCGCAAUGCAAAAUCCCGAAUAUAGAGAAUUGCACCAAGUCAAUCACAACAGAGAACUUUUCACAAGAAACCAGCAAAGUAAUUCUAUUAGGAAUAGUUCAUCCAACCAUAAUUCAGAACCAAGAAAUUAGGAGAAGUAGCAUCUUAAUGACAAACGAGCCAAUUACUAUAGAAGGAAUACGAUACAAUAAGAAAAUUGUGCAAGAAAUUACAGUGCCGCAAGUAGUCCCAAUCAAGCUACAUCCGAAGCACGAAAUUAUGCUAGAAAAACUCCAAAUUCCAGAGACGCACGGACAAGUUCAACCCAUUGAACCAAUCCCACUC
Molecule: messenger RNA, 826 nt
Organism: Diorhabda carinulata
Lineage: Eukaryota; Metazoa; Arthropoda; Insecta; Coleoptera; Chrysomelidae
Exons: 2
Coding region: 123-470 (115 amino acids)
Source: RefSeq, a predicted model, not a curated record